GGUUUGAGCGCAGCCGCUUUCUGCAGCCGGGCGACGCCGCGGGCCACCUUGGGGAGCGCUGGCGAGGCGCGGACGCCGGAGCCCGGCAGCUCGGCCCGCGGCACUCGCUCUCGGGCGCGGCGGCGGGGACCCGCGGACGCGGACCCGGCAGCACAACAUCCUCAAAUAAAUCCAUCAGAAUGACACCUUCUCAGGUUACCUUUGAAAUAAGAGGAACUCUAUUUCCAGGAGAAGUUUUUGCUAUAUGUGGAAGCUGUGAUGCUUUGGGAAACUGGAAUCCUCAAAAUGCUGUGGCUCUCCUUCCAGAGAAUGAGACAGAUGAAAGCAUGUUUUGGAAAGCAACCAUUAUACUCAGUAGAGGAGAAUCAGUUCAGUAUCGCUACUUCAAAGGGUGCUUUUUAGAACCAAAGACUAUCGGUGGUCCAUGUCAAGUCAUAGUUCACAAGUGGGAGACUCAUCUACAACCACGAUCAAUAACCCCUUUAGAAAGUGAAAUUAUUAUUGACGAUGGACAAUUUGGAAUCCACAAUGGUGUUGAGAAUUUGGAUUCGGGAUGGCUGACGUGUCAGACUGAAAUAAGAUUACGUUUGCAUUAUUCUGAAAAGCCUCCUGUCUCUAUAACCAAGAAGAAAUUUAAAAAAUCCAGAUUUAGAGUGAAGCUGACACUAGAGGGUCUGGAGGAAGAUGAUGAUGAUAGGGUGUCUCCCACUGUUCUUCACAAAAUGUCCAAUACCCUGGAGAUAUCCUUGAUAAGCGACACUGAGUUCAAGUGCAAGCAUUCACAGCCGGAUUGUGGGUAUGGCUUACAGCCUGAUCGUUGGACGGAAUAUAGCAUACAGACAAUGGAACCAGAUAAUUUGGAACUAAUAUUUGAUUUUUUUGAGGAAGAUCUCGGUGAGCAUGUAGUUCAGGGUGAUACUCUUCCUGGACAUGUGGGUACAGCAUGCCUCUUAUCAUCUACCAUUGAUGAGAGUGGGAAAAGUGCUGGAGUCCUCACUCUUCCUAUCAUGAGCAGAAAUUCCAGACAAACAAUAGGCAAAGUAAGAGUUGACUAUAUAAUUAUUAAGCCAUUACCGGGAUACAGUUGUGACAUGAAAUCUUCAUUUUCCAAGUAUUGGAAGCCAAGAACACCAUUGGAUGUUGGACAUCGAGGUGCGGGGAAUUCUACAACAACUGCUAAGCUUGCUAAAGUUCAAGAAAAUACUAUUGCUUCUUUAAGAAAUGCUGCUAGUCAUGGUGCAGCCUUUGUGGAAUUUGAUGUACAUCUUUCAAAAGAUUUUGUGCCUGUGGUGUAUCAUGACCUUACCUGUUGUUUGACUAUGAAAAAGAAAUUUGAGGCUGAUCCGGUUGAAUUAUUUGAAAUUCCAGUAAAGGAAUUAACAUUUGACCAGCUCCAGUUGUUAAAGCUUACUCAUGUGACUGCACUAAAAUCUAAAGAUCUAAAAGAAUCUGUGGUUGAAGAAGAAAAUUCUUUAUCUGAUAAUCAGCCAUUUCCUUCUCUUAAGAUGGUUUUAGAGUCUUUGCCAGAAGAUGUAGGGUAUAACAUAGAAAUAAAGUGGAUCUGCCAACAAAGGGAUGGAAUGUGGGAUGGUAACUUAUCAACAUAUUUUGACAUGAAUCUGUUUUUGGAUAUCAUUUUAAAAACUGUCUUAGAAAAUUCUGGAAAGAGAAGAAUAGUGUUUUCUUCAUUUGAUGCAGAUAUUUGCACAAUGGUUCGGCACAAGCAGAAUAAAUAUCCCAUAUUAUUUUUGACUCAAGGAAAGUCUGAUAUUUACCCUGAACUCAUGGACCUCAGAUCUCGGACAACUGCUAUUGCAAUGAGUUUUGCACAGUUUGAAAAUCUACUGGGGAUAAAUGCACAUACUGAAGAUCUGCUCAGAAACCCAUCCUACAUUGAAGAGGCAAAAGCUAAGGGACUAGUCAUAUUCUGCUGGGGUGAUGAUACCAACGACCCGGAAAACAGGAAGAAAUUGAAGGAAUUUGGAGUUAAUGGUCUAAUUUAUGAUAGGAUAUAUGAUUGGAUGCCUGAACAGCCAAAUAUAUUCCAAGUGGAGCAGUUGGAACGCCUGAAGCAAGAAUUGCCAGAGCUUAAGAGCUGUUUGUGUCCCUCUGUUAGCCACUUUGCUUCCUCAUCUUUGUGUGAGGAGCCUGGUAUCCAUGUGGAUGCCAACGGCAUUGAUAGCAUGGACAGUGCUUAGUUUUUAUGGGGCAGAGGCCAUCGGGGGGCAUGCACUGCUGUUCUGGGUAUUCACUUUUCAUGAGCAUUGUUUAUCUAUGCCUUUUAGUUUCUCAGUCCAAUGAAGCAAUAAUGAAGUAUUUUACUGUUUCACUACAGUUCUUGCUAGAAUUUCAAGUAUGCUAUUUAAAUCACUUGGCCAGGUAUAAUUACCAGUCAGCCUCUUUACAAUGAGAAAAUGUAUUGGUUGGUAAAUAUUUUAAACUAUACAUGUAAGUGGAUAAUGUUAAACAAAUGUCCAUUAAAAUCAUAGCACUUUGAAAUUAACUCUAUAAAUAUCUCUUAUUUACUCUUCUUACAGUUUUUCAUUCAAUCAGGUCUGAAAUAUUUAGCACUUGAGGAACAUGACUAUGCAUAAUUAUACCUGACCAUGGGAAAAAUAAGUACCUCAAAUGCAUGCAUUUGCACUGGUGAUUCCAACUGCACAAAUUUUUGUGCCAUCUGUGUAUAUAUGUAUUUUUUACAUGGGCUGACAUGCACAUCUACCAUUUUCCUUCAGUAUGAACCUUGAGGCUGCUGCCUUUUUUCCAUUUAACCAAACCAAUGCCUGUGUAAACAGCCUAGAGGUGAUCCUUGAAAACUUGUUUCACAAAUUGUUUUGCAUAACUGUUAAAAUUUUUGAAAUGCUGCAGGGUAAUUUAAUGUAUAAAAUGUUAGAAGAAGUAUGUAUUGCAUACUUAGUAGAGUAGAUCAUUAUGUGUAAAUUCUACUCAAUGCAUGCUUUAGGUUUUAAGCAUGAGAUUGUACACGUUUACCGUAAGUCCUUGCAUCUGUGGUGCUAGGUAAGUGUGAGAAGGUGUCAAGGACUAAAAAUAAAUACUUUGUUGCCUAAAAAAAAAAGGCCUGUUUGCAGGCAUUUAAAAUAUGCUUAUUUUAGGUCUCUCUCACUACCUACUACACACCGUUGCUUUAUGGGUUUGUUUUGUGUGUGUGUGUGCUGUGUGUGUUGUACAGUAGUUAAAUCUCCUUGCAAAAAAAUAAAUAUCCUGAAUUCUCA
Messenger RNA from Myotis myotis, 3233 nucleotides. It is a transcript of the gene GPCPD1, whose product is annotated as glycerophosphocholine phosphodiesterase 1. Bases 180 to 2198 code for a protein of 672 amino acids. The transcript is spliced from 20 exons. Gene Ontology annotation, molecular function: starch binding; glycerophosphocholine phosphodiesterase activity. The record is from RefSeq and is a predicted model, not a curated record. NCBI's taxonomy places the organism in Eukaryota, Metazoa, Chordata, Mammalia, Chiroptera, Vespertilionidae. Gene Ontology annotation, biological process: glycerophospholipid catabolic process.